UUGUCGAAACAGUUCUCUGUCAUGACUUGCUAAUUUGCCGUUUGAGUGUUACGAUCAACAAUAGUAAUAAAAAUCAAACCUAACAUAACGAUGGCUUUCGAACCUAAAAUAACGUCCGAUUUUUCGGCCAUUCCAUAUGGCAAAACUCAUCUUGAAGAUAUGGUCAUUCAUGAUUCGUUCGAUGGACCCCAUUCUACUGGCACGACAAUUAUGGCCUUAGAAUUCGAUGGCGGAGUUGUCAUCGGAGCCGAUUCACGUACAACCUCUGGUGCUUAUAUCGCCAAUCGUGUAACAGAUAAAUUGACGCCAAUUACCGAUCAUAUUUAUGUGUGUCGUUCUGGAAGUGCAGCCGAUACACAAGCAAUUGCUGAUGUUGUUGCCUAUCAUUUGGAUUUCUAUCAGAUGGAAACAGGUGAACCGGCUUUAGUUCCUAUCGCCGCCAAUUUAUUUCGAGAUAUGUGCUACAAUUAUCGCGAUUCAAUGACGGCUGGAAUAAUUUGUGCCGGAUGGGAUCGUCGAUAUGGUGGACAAGUUUAUACGAUACCACUUGGUGGUAUGGUCGUACGACAACCUAUAUCGAUUGGUGGAUCUGGUUCUACCUAUAUCUAUGGUUAUGUUGAUUCACAAUUUCGACAAGGAAUGAAUAAAGAAGAUUGUUGUCAACUCGUAUUCAAUGCUUUAUCGUUGGCAAUGUCACGUGAUGGAUCUAGUGGUGGUGUAGCACGAUUGGCCAUCAUUAAUGAAAAAGGUGUCGAACGUCGUAUUAAAUUAGCUGGUGAUUUACCCAAAUUUUAUGAAGGAUAAAUAUAAAAUGAACACUUUCAAAAUAUUUCUAUUUCCAAAUAAACAUUUUUAAAAUUCAUUUAUUCAAA
Messenger RNA from Dermatophagoides pteronyssinus (European house dust mite), 872 nucleotides. RefSeq names its product proteasome beta1 subunit (gene Prosbeta1). The record is from RefSeq and is a predicted model, not a curated record. Gene Ontology annotation, cellular component: proteasome core complex; cytoplasm. Gene Ontology annotation, molecular function: threonine-type endopeptidase activity. NCBI's taxonomy places the organism in Eukaryota, Metazoa, Arthropoda, Arachnida, Sarcoptiformes, Pyroglyphidae.